This is a messenger RNA of Aspergillus affinis, 1656 nucleotides long. RefSeq names its product ribosome biosynthesis protein NOC4 (gene noc4). Lineage: Eukaryota; Fungi; Ascomycota; Eurotiomycetes; Eurotiales; Aspergillaceae. Bases 1 to 1656 code for a protein of 551 amino acids. The record is from RefSeq and is a predicted model, not a curated record. Gene Ontology annotation, cellular component: small-subunit processome; Noc4p-Nop14p complex; nucleolus. The transcript has 3 exons. Gene Ontology annotation, biological process: ribosome biogenesis.
AUGCCCGCCCCUACGACCGGAGCUGUCAGCUCCAAGAAGCGAAAGAGCGCCAAAGAAACAACUGCCCACUCUUCCAAACGCCGUGCAGUCGCAGAUAAUGAGAGCGCAGAUGCGAUGGUCGAAAUUCUGCAGCUGGAAGAGCAAAUCUCGGAGUCGCGAAAGCAUUACAACAACAUCGCCAAACUGAUUGGGAUGCUCAACGUCGAGGAGAAUGGUCGGGAACCAAAUUUGGCGGUAGCAGUGGCCCUCUGUCGGGUCUUUAGCAGAUUGGUUGCUACUGGGGAUCUUGGAGAGACAAAUCAAUCCGCGGAAAACGAGAGAAUCAUUGCCGCUUGGUUGAAGGAGCGUCUUCGAGAAUAUCAGAAGGCUCUGGCGACUAUCAUUCGUGACAGCGAUCCUUCCUCUCAGAUCACGGCCUUGACUUUGAGUAUGCGCCUCCUUCGCGAACGUGCAGCACACAUUGCCGAUGACGAUAUGCAACUGUGGACAUCCGGUUUGUUCAAAAACAUCGUCGAGUCCGUCAUCGAAGCCAGAGACGGAGAGACGGUGCGGACUGAGUUCCUCGAGAAAUUUGCGAAAGAAUACGAGGACGUGAGAUACCACAUGUUUGCGCAAAUUGCGGAAUAUGCGGAAACGAGAAGACAAUCGGAAACCAUUGAAACCCUGAUCUCCCUCCUCUCGGCCUGCGACAACGUGCCGUCCGCUGAGCACAAGUUCGAAAACUUCUACACCAAGACCAGCAAGAAGAACAAGAAACUCGUCUCGGUCAACGCCCACAAGAAACGCGCCCAGGACGCCUGGAUGGCGGUUCUCCACGGCAACAUCUCCCCCUCGCAACGAAAAACCCUUCUGCGCACCAUGGUCCACUCCAUCGAGCCCUGGUUCAAUCGCCCCGAACUGCUCAUGGACUUCCUGACGGAUUCCUACAACGUCGGCGGCGCGACGUCGCUGCUCGCCCUCUCGGGUCUCUUCUACCUCAUCCAGGAGAAGAACCUCGACUACCCCCAGUUCUACCAGAAGCUGUACUCCCUCCUCGACGCCAACCUCCUCCACUUCAAACACCGCUCCCGCUUCUUCCGUCUCAUGAACACCUUCCUCGCCUCCACCCAUCUUCCCGCCACCCUCAUCGCCAGCUUCAUCAAACGCCUCGCGCGCCUUGCCCUCAACGCCCCUCCCACCGCGGUCGUCGCCAUGGUCCCCUUCAUGUACAACCUCCUGAAGAGCCACCCCACCUGCACACUCAUGCUGCAUCGCCCGGUGCGCGACGAGACCAGGAAGGCCGAGCUCGAGGCCGAGGGCAUGGACGACCCCUUCGACGCGCAGGAACCCGACCCAACCCGCACCAACGCCCUCGAGAGCAGUCUCUGGGAGAUCGAAAGCCUUCAAUCCCACUACCACCCCAACGUGGCGGCCAUCGCGCGCAUCCUAGCCGAGCAGUUCACGAAGCAAAUGUACAACCUGGAGGACUUCCUCGAUUAUACCUACCAGGGUAUGUUGCAGGCGGAGCUGGGGUCGGGCGAUAAGCCGUUGAAGAGAAUCCCCGUGGUGGAAUACCAAAUACCGAAGCGGAUAUUCACCGAUCGGUUGCUGGAAGAAGAUGGUGGUCAGGAUACGGCCCCUGGGCAUCUGCUUAGGGGUUUGUGGGAUUUUUCGUAG